CGGUUAUUAAAUGAUAGUUUACUUUUACUUUCUUUUUCGUUUACGACGAAAAAUUUACUAUUUAGCCACGUAUUUUACACAUUGUCGAGUGGCUGAUGUGUUUAUUCGCCACAUAAUUGGUUGUGAUCUAUAAUGUAGUGUACGACUGUCGACAAGAGGAGUUACUUUCCGAAAUGGGCAUGGAAAUGAAGAAUUACUUGAAGGAUGAUGAGUCUGAGAGUCUAUAUCCAGCAGGGAUUCUUCAAAGAUUGGAUUUUAGUCAGAGCCCAGCAAUUUUCAAGCCCAAGAUCAGUGCUGCUCAGCCCGGUGAGGACUGGAUGGUUGUAAGGCCUUUGCAACGGGCUGACUAUGACAAAGGUUUCGUACAACUCCUAAGCCAGCUAACGAAUGUUGGCAGUAUCACUAGGAAGCAAUUUGAUGAACGGUUCACAUCUAUGAAGCAGGCGGGUGGCUACUAUAUAACUGUUAUUGAAGAUACGCGUACGGCCAAGAUUAUUGGCGCUGCUACUUUGACUGUUGAACUGAAGUUCAUUCAUAACUGCUCCUUGCGUGGACGUCUCGAAGAUGUAGUGGUCAAUGAUACUUAUAGAGGAAAACAAUUAGGCAAAUUAAUCGUGGUGACAGUGUCACUACUAGCGCGCGAAUUGGGUUGCUAUAAGAUGUCUCUAGACUGCAAGGACAAAUUGGUCAAGUUCUACGAAACACUGGGCUACAAGCUGGAGCCCGGAAACUCUAACGCUAUGAAUAUAAGAUUCGAUGAUCCCUCCUGACAAUUAGCAGCUGGGACGUCCGACCUGCGCUCUAAACUGUAAGUGUUUCAGGCAGCCGAGCAGUCUUCAAUCUACAUAAUUAUACUACUAAAUAGCAGCUACUAGACUCCAAAGACACAUGAGAUGAUCAUUAUUAAGUAACAUAAAAGCACUUUAAAAAAAAAUGUUUUGGUGUGCAGAAAAUAAAACGCUUCAAGCUACACCAUUCUAAGUUGAGCUCGCUAUCAGUUUUAUCAAUUUUGUUGUCGUCUCGUUAUAUUGAUCACUCUCAUUUAUAAUUAAUUGUAUUAAACUGUCAUUACAAAUUGGAAAGCUGUAUAUUAAUUUGAUUCGAUAAAAUUAUGUAUUUUGUUACUAUUUGUAUCAAUCAGUUCCUGUGUAGUGAUUUCUGCUUGGUUGUUGGGAAAUUACAGCGGCAGGGUCAAUUUUUCUAUCCAUCAAAGGUACUUUUACUAUCUUAAAUGCUUACAUUAAACAAAAAUCCUUCUAAUUAAAGCCUGACAAGUUGCAAAUUCAAUAAAAAAUCUCCUACACGUUUAUUAUGUAAUAUAGGUAAAUGCCAGCUGCCUCCACCUAGCCCGCGUCGUUUUUCUCAGUUGAGGGAUUUGUAGUCGAUUUAUUUAAUUUCCCUUUCGGCACACUCAAUCUCGUAAUUCGGUUUCGUCCAUUGUUCGACGCCGUCCACUCCAUGCGAAUGGCGGUCAAGCAAGCCUCAAUAGGUUUUUCGCUGAAAAUGUUUACUUUAUGAAACUUGACGAUCUUAUCUUGACGUAUAAAAAUACUCGCGUAGACAAAACACGCUGUUAAAGCUUGAAUUUUUAGACUAUUUAACUACUUACGCCACUACUUAUUUACAUUGAUAAUAUGUAUAUAUUUUAGGUACCAAUGUUUUCUUGUUUCUGCAUGUACUACAUCAAUGAGUUUAUAAGGUCAGUCAUAAGAUGCUGACUUUUACCUUGGUUGCUUGCAGCAUAGGUUCACGCAGCUUCCUGUUCCGUUGGACUUUCUUGUGCUUGCCGCAACUUUUGUUUUGCCUAUAAUAAAAUAUUUGCGGAACCGUGUUCAAGGCGACCGGCAUCCGGGUCAUUGUCUAAUCUGAUACUACUAUCCUGGUUGUCUAGACGUAUACGUCUAACUAAUGUAAUAUUUAACGGUUUUAUAAAUUUAUGUCAAAAAUGUUACUGCGGCCACCAUGUUGGGCCCAUAUUUCACUAGGCUAGGUAGGCAACUACAUAUAAUAAAAUAUUCGUGGAGUAGUACAAGGCGACCGGCAUCCGGGUCAUUGUCUAAACGUAUACUAAUAUCCGGAUCAUUAUCUAGACGUAUACUAAAAUACGGGUCAUUGACUAGACGUAACGGGGCGGUGUUACCAAAAUUUAUGUCCGUUUCUCUAGCGCCACCGUGUUGGGUCCAUAGUUGGAUUUUUGUAAUUAUUUCAGUAAAAGGGCAUACAUUUGAUGGGAUGUGAAAUUGAUUAUGGAUGUCUUGGCACAUAAUUUUAUUUUUUUAUUAGUUUGUAAGUCAUCAUGGUUUGACGAAUUUUCAAGAGCAUGUUUAGCAUGUUUCUUCUUGUCAUUAUAGACAUAUACAUCUAUAGAUAUCUAUUAAAUGUGUUAUUGCUUAAAAUGACUAACAAUAUUUUGUUGCUAUAUUCUUUAAAUGAAUAUCAUUAUGUGUAUUGUACUUAAAUGUGUGAUAUUAUAGGCUUUUUUCGUAACUUACGGUUUUGUUUCACAUGCGUAUCUGGGUAAUUCUUACAAAAUCUCGAAAUUCUUGUCCUUCAGAUUUAUAAGAAAAGUAAUUGAUUCUUACCGUAAAAUUAUUGUUUAAUAGCAAAUUAUACUUUGACUGUUACUAAAGCCUAAAUGAAAUAUUGAUUAUGGUAUUUAAAUAACAAUAAUAAUAUAAACAUGUCCCCAAAAUCCCUUACUAUAUCCCAAGUUCCACACCUAAUCAAACACGUUCUGUCAUUGGCUUACAAAUAAAUGGACGACGGGUCUAAUACAAAAACCACGAAAAAAAUGUCCCAAGUCAACCUAUUUAAACGUAGUGACAUGUAAAGGAAUAUGAAAAAGCUAAAACGUUGAAUUUAAAUU
Messenger RNA from Hyposmocoma kahamanoa, 2866 nucleotides. It is a transcript of the gene Gnpnat, whose product is annotated as probable glucosamine 6-phosphate N-acetyltransferase. The transcript has 6 exons. Gene Ontology annotation, cellular component: endoplasmic reticulum; Golgi apparatus; endoplasmic reticulum-Golgi intermediate compartment. Lineage: Eukaryota; Metazoa; Arthropoda; Insecta; Lepidoptera; Cosmopterigidae. The record is from RefSeq and is a predicted model, not a curated record. Gene Ontology annotation, molecular function: monosaccharide binding; glucosamine 6-phosphate N-acetyltransferase activity. Bases 174 to 770 code for a protein of 198 amino acids. Gene Ontology annotation, biological process: UDP-N-acetylglucosamine biosynthetic process.